UAUCAGGAGGAAAGCAUCAUCGGAGCCCCUCUGCAGCUGGACCGACACAUCUGGACCGGAACCGGCCUGGGACCAGCUCAGCUCCUGGAGGUGGGGGCGGGGGGAGCGCACAGGUGAGGCGUCACGUGACCAGACCUCCGGAGCUUCACGCGGCGCGCGCAGGUGUGUCUCAGCAUCCCUUUCGAAGCGCGUGCGGGGCUCCUCGGGGCCAGCAUGGCGGAGGAGACCCGGGUCAUCUACCACCUGGAGGACCAGGAGACCCCCUACCUGAUCCGGAUCGGCGUGCCCGCGCAGCGCGUCACCCUGGCCGACUUCAAGCAGGUGCUGAACAGACCUCACGCCAAAUUCUUCUUCAAGUCCGUGGAUGAUGACUUCGGGGUGGUGAAAGAAGAGAUCAGUGACGAUGAAGCUCGGCUGCCUUGUGUCAACGGACGGGUCGUCUGUUGGGUGGUGUCUUCAGACGCCUGUCCUCCGGACUUCAGGGGGUCGGACACUCCCUCUGUGGCCACGCCCUCCAGCUUGGCUCCGCCCCCCAUCGAGAGGACCGGCGGCAUCGGCGACUCCAGACCGCCGUCCUUCCACGCUGCGGCUGUCUGCCACGAUGACCUGCAGGGGUCAGAGGUCAAAUCGCCCGCUCCAUCUUCAGAGAAGCAGCGGCGGAGAGGAGGCCACCUGAACGGACACGCCCACCAGGCGGCCGACCACAAGGGGGCGGGGCCAGCCGGCGGCGGCGACAGCUCGUCCAAUCAGCAGAGCAGCGAGUUAGAGACGACCAGCUUUUGCUCGUCUGAGGAAGACUCUGGAGGAAGGUUCAGCCAAUCAACAGGCCAGAGCAGCUCCUCGCCGAGACUCAUCAGGCGACAGCGGCGCCGCCACCGAAAACCAAAAACUCCACGGAUGGAAAAGUCGGCGUCUUUCAGCAGCGUCACUGACUCCACCAUGUCGCUCAACAUCAUCACUGUAACCCUCAACAUGGAGAGGUAUAACUUCCUGGGCAUCAGCAUCGUUGGUCAGAGUAACGACAGAGGAGACGGAGGGAUUUACAUCGGCUCCAUCAUGAAGGGAGGAGCAGUUGCAGCAGAUGGCCGCAUAGAGCCUGGAGACAUGCUGCUGCAGGUGAACGAUAUCAACUUUGAGAACAUGAGUAAUGACGACGCAGUCCGGGUUCUGAGAGAGAUCGUCCACCAGCCGGGUUCGGUGACAUUAACUGUGGCAAAGUGUUGGGAUCCAAACCCACGAAGUUGCUUCACGCUGCCCAGAAGUGAACCGGUCCGCCCCAUCGACCCGGCUGCCUGGGUGUCCCACACGGCCGCCAUGACCGGGAAACUCCCCCCACACUACAGUACGUCUCAACUCUGCACCUCUCUUCUGUUGUUAACCUCCCAUCUCAUUUUAACUUCCUGCUGUUCUCCAGGCGUGCAUGAAGAAAACCACCUCAACAUCCACAGUGACAUGACGGUGGUCGUCAAGGCGAUGGCCAAUCCAGAGUCAGGGCUGGAGGUUCGAGACAGGAUGUGGCUGAAGAUCACCAUCCCCAACGCUUUCAUUGGUUCGGACGUGGUGGACUGGCUCCACCGUAACAUAGAAGGUUUUACCGACCGGCGCGAAGCUCGUAAAUACGCCGGAAACCUGCUGAAAGCCGGAUUCAUCCGACACACCGUCAACAAGGUCACCUUCUCAGAGCAGUGCUACUACGUGUUCGGAGACCUGUGUGGAGAUCUGGCUGCCAUGUCUCUGCUCGACCACGAAGACGGAUCCUCUCGCGAAGUAGGAGGAGGAACUGACUGCGACCCCCCAGCCUUCCCCUACCAGUACCCCGUCCCUCACCCCUACAGCUCGCCCCACCCGCUGCAGCAGCUGCCGGCCUGUGGGGCAGGAGGAGGCAGGAGUCAUCACAGCGAAGGAAGUCGCAGUAGCCAAUCGGACUUCAGCGAUGAUCAGGAGGGAAAAGGAGGAACGCAGCAGGAAUCUUCCAACCAGGAAGCGAACGCUCAGCACAAGAUGGCCGACUGUCUGAGUGAUGGCAGCGCUCAGGAACCGCCCACCUCCUUCUCCGGUUCCCAUGGCGACAAAGACAUGCCAACACCGUCUCGAGGUCAGCACCGCGACUUUUCAUCGAUCCAACCGGAAAUUUCUCGACAGUCCUUCCGCCUGGCCAUGGGAAACCCCAGCGACCUCUUUGUAGAUGUCAUGUGAUCCGGUGACGAUGAUGUCAUAUCCUGGCAGGUGACCUGGAGACACGAUUAAAAUGGGACUUUUUUUUAACUAAAGCUGAAACAAACUGAAAAAGAUUGAGGCACAUAGAGUCACUGUGAAGACCUGGACCUGAUGAAGGCCUGGAUCAGACCAGAACGAGACCAGGCUCUGGUAAAACCUGAAACUAGACAGGACCAUCCUGAACCCGACCGAGAACCAAACCUGAGAACUAAACCUGAGAACUAAACCUGAGAACUAAACCCGACCAAGAACUAAACCUGAGAACUAAACCUGAGAACUAAACCCGACCGAGAACUAAACCUGAGAACUAAACCCGACCGAGAACCAAACCUGAGAACUAAACCUGAGAACUAAACCCGACCAAGAACUAAACCUGAGAACUAAACCUGAGAACUAAACCCGACCGAGAACCAAACCUGAGAACUAAACCCGACCGAGAACUAAACCUGAGAACUAAACCCGACCGAGAACCAAACCUGAGAACUAAACCCGAUCGAGAACUAAACCCGACCGAGAACCAAACCUGAGAACUAAACCUGAGAACUAAACCCGACCGAAAACUAAACCUGAGAACUAAACCCGACCGAGAACCAAACCUGAGAACUAAACCUGAGAACUAAACCCGACCGAGAACUAAACCUGAGAACUAAACCUGAGAACUAAACCUGAGAACCAAACCUGAGAACUAAACCCGACUCAGGACUAAACCAGAUUUACAUGGACCUGACUCGGACCUGGACUCUGAACUAACCAAAUCAAAGCAUGUGCUGCUUUUCUCUCUGAGAGACGUUCUGUCUCAGCAGAGUUUCUCCUGCAUCCUGGGAUGGUUGUAAAUUAUUCCUGACGUUCCCGUUUGUAAAUCACCUGCUGUCACGCUGCCUGUAACUGAGCUCAUUAUUGUUUCUAUUUAUUCAUUAUUUAUUUAUUUAACAUGUUUAUUUAUGAACUGUUUGUUCCAAACAUUUACUGCAGAAAGCGACGUGUGGAUUAUUUAUGAGUCCUUGUUGUCGUCUCCUCAUGACUAAAAACGCUAGAGAAGCAGAGCUGUAGCUUUUCCUCUACAUUCCAAAACCAAUGAAACGGGUCAAUGAAAAUUAUUUUACAUAAAGGUUAAAUAUGGUACCAAAUCACAGACUGAAGGCUCUUAGACAUUUGGGUUUUGUGAAGAACAAAGACCAUGAUCUGUUUAGUGAAAACAGUUGUAUAAAAUGUGUUCACUGUGUUAUAUGUACACAACCAGAUAGUAAAACCUUAAAUGAUGAAAUAGAUUUGGAAUAAAGUUCACUUAGCUUUCAUAGAAA
Messenger RNA from Xiphophorus couchianus (Monterrey platyfish), 3518 nucleotides. RefSeq names its product dishevelled segment polarity protein 3b (gene dvl3b). Gene Ontology annotation, cellular component: cytosol. Bases 214 to 2196 code for a protein of 660 amino acids. The record is from RefSeq and is a predicted model, not a curated record. NCBI's taxonomy places the organism in Eukaryota, Metazoa, Chordata, Actinopteri, Cyprinodontiformes, Poeciliidae. Gene Ontology annotation, molecular function: frizzled binding. Gene Ontology annotation, biological process: intracellular signal transduction; canonical Wnt signaling pathway. The transcript is spliced from 14 exons.